Mycena citricolor is the source of this 838-nucleotide messenger RNA. Lineage: Eukaryota; Fungi; Basidiomycota; Agaricomycetes; Agaricales; Mycenaceae. The record is from the annotation of a GenBank genome assembly.
CCCAUCUGUGCCCCUAGCCUCCUGCGGCUCCCAUCUGUGUUUUCUGUGUUCAACAGGUUAUGGGCCCCGCUCUGACCCAUCUUUAACCCCUCUUCUUCUCCCCCUGCCCCUCAUUGGCCUUCCCCUUGCUGCGCAUUUUUCCAAUCCUGCCUGAUCUCCCUUCUGCCACCAUCUACCACCAUCUGCCACCUCCAGGACCACCAUUUCGACCUCAUCCACCACUGCUACACUGUACAACCAUGUUGGAGAAAGGGAUUGGGAUGGAUCAGCCAGAUCUUGGGUGGAGAUGUUGGGGAGGGUGUCAGAUUCAUUCAGAUGAGUUUAUAGCUACCACACAGCUGCUGCAUACACACAUUCCCCUGGAGUGCCCCUGCUUCACCACUCUCUCUGAGCCACUCUCCCUGCCCCCCACUCCUCCCCUCUCUCCUGAUUUCGAUGGAUUUCGCUCUGUGCUGCUGCCCCUUGCACACACCAGUCCCCACCACCCUACCCUGUCUUGUAAAGGCCGAAAAUCGUGUUGGAUCUGCUUGGAUCUGCCUGGAUCUUGGUGGAUUGGCCAGAUCUUGUUGGAUCUCUCUAGAUCUCUGCUGGAUCUCUGCAGAUCAACUUGGAUGCUGAAGAAGACUCGAAUUGGGUGCAGGGGCUGUCCGGAUUUUUGAGGAUCUGGUGGAUUUCAAUUGGGUGGGAGUGGCUGGGUUUCUGGAUUGCUUUGUCCUCCCAAGGGUGGGAGUGUUGAUGUGUGGAUUUUGUGUGUGCUUGGUUCGGACAAAGAGUGUGACAAUACUCUGUGACGCAUAGUAUAUAGCAUCAGAUCAAUGUGACCUACUGGGCUUUUCGC